AUGCACGACUGGGCUCGGGCUUUCCCUCGGCUCCGACACACUCGUGUCAUGAAGCCCCGAAGUGCAGGAAACAGCCCAUCCUCCGCGGGCCGGAGGCGCACCACCGUCGCUCAGAGCGUCACGCAUGGAAUGCCCAGCCAUUAUCAUCAGUCCUCCCUGGAAGCGGCGCUUUUUGCCUCGGCCGUCCGGAACGCUCGUCCAAUCAGUUGGCACCCCUCAUCAGCCAGGUCCCGGGGACUGUCGAACCCGACCCGUUGGCCUGACUAUGCCUCGGAGAAUUUCGCCAUGGGCGUUAUGCCUGAUCAAUCCAGCAAUGGCAUGCCUGAUUACGGUAGUGACAGUAUGAUGUCCUAUCCCGUCUCUGCAGACCCGACUUUCUCUCCUGGCUACUUCCCUGCGUACUCGGACAUGCAGGAGUCCUUGCCUCUUCAACAGCAGACGCCAUCGCUACCCAUGGCGAGCUCGCAAUUCGAGCCGAUGGCGUGGGAUACUUCUACCACCACGACUGACUUCUUGGGCAUGCAUCAGACUGUGUCUGAUGCCUGGUCCCUGGAUGUGCCCUCGAUGGCCACCAACAUUCCUCCAGCCGAGACGACUUGCCCCAGCUACGCUAGCGUGCCAUCGCCAGGUGAACUGAGUGGUCCAUCGACACCAGACUUUCUUCCUAUCCAGCAAUUUGAUGAUGAACCGGCAUCGACUCAGAAGAAAGAUUGUAAGCCCGAGGAGGAGCUCGUCGGCAUGGGCCUGUACAGCCAGCCCAACAAUGCUAUUGGCCAAGUGCAGCUGGGAACAUUGGGCAAAGGCCUGAAACUAGAGGAAACCUUCUCGCCAUCCGACGAUGAAAGCGAUGACGCCGACGCGGACGCCGAGGACGAUGAGGUUGUGGAUGUGGAUGUGGAGGCCCCCGAGCCAUCUCAGCCACAGUUCAGCCCACACGGGCAGCUCCCCAUGGCACAGCAAUCGACCUUCCAAAUCCCCAAACAACCAUCUAAGCAGGCUUUGAAUCUUUUGCACAAAUCAUUUUUCUUCGACCACGAUGAUUUCGAUCAGCAGGCGAUGCCUGUUGCGCAGCCUUUCGCCAAUCUGAACCAAGCGUGCAUGAGCUAUGGCUACGGAUGGAUUUAA
Molecule: messenger RNA, 1125 nt
Organism: Penicillium canariense
Lineage: Eukaryota; Fungi; Ascomycota; Eurotiomycetes; Eurotiales; Aspergillaceae
Exons: 1
Coding region: 1-1125 (374 amino acids)
Source: RefSeq, a predicted model, not a curated record